AAUUCUAGCUGAUUGAUUCGGCAAGAGCGGAGCAGCUGUGCUUUUGAUUGGUCAGGACUGCAGUCCGUCACUCGUGUUGUCAGGUUCUUGGGUAAACAUGGCGGCUGUGGCAGGGGAAAAGCGGCGCGGGAGGAAUGCAGCUCUGUCCAUCGCGGCGAUUGCGAUCGUGGUGGGGCUGCCGCUGUGGUGGAAAACCACGGAGACGUACCGAGCCUCGCUGCCCUACACCCAGAUCAGUGAGCUGGACACGCUGCAGCUGCAGCUGACAGUGGAGCUGGAGGUGGUCUUCUCCAAGGGCAGUCUAACAGCAGAGCAGCAGAAGACAGCCCCGCUGCAGCAGACCCGGGAGGCGGAGCAUCUGCUGAACUCUAAAACAGAACUGAGAUACAAAUACGAGACCAAGUAUCGCACUGCUACUGUGAUGGAGGACGAUGCACUAAGACUGGAGAGUGUUGAAGAAGCCGAUGUGUCCCUGUCCCAGCUGAAUGAAAGCCCCUCUGGCUCGCUGGUUAUCUACGUGAUCCCAGAGACCUCCGCACUGCUACCCCAGGGUGUCAGCGUGUACGUUGGGAAGCACAGGACAGCACUGCUGCGGACCCCCCAGGACAGAGGGGCGAAGCUGGGGGAGGUGCUGAGGGGGCUCCAGCCUGACAUCCAGAGGGUGGUGGAGACCAUGUCCUUCUCCGACGUCGACAUCAAGGCAGCGCUGAGCGACCGCGUUCCUGUCGGGAAGCUGGGCAAGGAGAGCCUGGCGGACAGCAUGAGAACCUUCAAAUCCAGCCCUGGCUAUGAGAUCACUUUCAGCCUGUUGAACCCGGACCCCAAGUCUCACGACGUGCGCUGGGAUAUCGAGGGAGCCGUGGAGAGCUACAUCCAGCCCUUACUGAGCAAGCUGUCUGGAGUGGCCAACUUCUCCGUGGACUCCCAGAUCCUGUAUUAUGCAAUCCUGGGUGUCACUCCACGCUAUGACAGCACAGUCUCCAGCUACACGCUGAAUGCAGAGACCCUGCCUCACGUCAUCAAUCCUGUGGAAGCCAGGCUGGGUUCCAAUGCAGCUUCCUCUCACCCCGUGCUCAACUUCCUGCUCUACGUGCCCGAUUACCCGCACUCUCCUCUCUACAUCAAAGACAGGGGCGGAGACAAAGUGCCAACCAACGCCUUCCACAGUCCGCGCUGGGGCGGCAUCAUGGUCUACAACGUGAAUGAGAAGUAUACAGACCCCCCUCGGCUCCCAGUUCACAUCAAUAUCGACAUGGUUCGGGUUAUGGAGGUGUUCCUUGCACAGUUAAGGUUGCUGCUGGGAGUGCAGCAGCCCCACGCUCCAGCUGAUUUCCUCCUGCAGAGCCCCGGGAAUGAGGGGCUGACAGACUGGGAGCUGGACCGUCUGCUGUGGGUACGGACCGUGGAGAACAUCGCCACGGCAACCACAACCCUCACCUCACUCGCCCAGCUCCUCGACGAGAUCGGGAACAUCGUCAUCAACGACAACAUCGCCUCGGAGGUGUACAGUGCUGUUACCUCCAUCCAGGCUGCUAUAGCAGAGCUGGAGUCUUGCAAUCUGGGCUUGGCCUUCCAGGCCAGCAAGGAAGCGACCCUGUCCUCCGAAAAAGCCUUCUUCGACCCCUCCCUGCUCCACCUCCUCUACUUCCCAGACGACCAGAAAUUUGCCAUCUACAUACCACUCUUUCUGCCCAUGUCUGUGCCCAUUCUGCUGUCCCUACUCAAGAUCGCCAGCGAGCUCAGAGAGAGACGUAAAGAGCCAGCCAAAAUAGAUUAAAGUUUGUGCACGGUAAGACCAGCCCACACAAAGUGACUGCUGUGCCACACAAAUGUGCACUAUAUCCGUCAGUGGAAUUGAAAAUGACAAGUCAUGGGCCUAGAGCAAAAAUUACUUAUUUCAGAUUUUUAAAAAAAAUGAAAAAAGGGUGGAAGGAUGCGUUAAGCUACAUGCAACAGUCCUGGUGGGUAACCAUGUAAUUUCAGGAAGAAUUGUGCUUGAUUACUAAACUGUUAAAGCAGUUUCUGCUGUACAUGAUGUUACACUACAUACGUAACAUCUAGCGUUGACCAUUUAGGGUUCAGUCACAUCACCAAGAUAAGAUUUUUUUUUUUUUUAAGUGGAUAUUGUGAUAUUUUUGCAGGGGAGGUGGAGGUUGAUCGAAAAAUAUCUGUUUUAAGACAACAAAAUUACAAGUGUUCGAAGUCGCAACAAAGCACUCACCAUUCUGUGCCCAUGAUUCAUUGGUUUGAAGACAUCCCUGUUUAUAAGUUAUUAAAAGCAAGAUAUACAUUUUGUGAUUUUAUUUUUUUAAAAGCUCUCUAUAAAAGCAUUUUGAUUUAAAGUUUUUUUUAAGUUUUAGUUUAAGACGAUGCAACUUUGGUGUCUGUACAAUACCCCUACUUGUGCAGGUGCCCCCAGACCACAAAGCAAAAUAGAACUGUUUUGGUGACAGCUGUUUAUUUAAAUGAAUGAAAUAAAGAUGGUAAAUGUUGUACAUAAA
Molecule: messenger RNA, 2501 nt
Organism: Acipenser ruthenus (sterlet)
Lineage: Eukaryota; Metazoa; Chordata; Actinopteri; Acipenseriformes; Acipenseridae
Product: GPI transamidase component PIG-S-like
Exons: 12
Coding region: 98-1777 (559 amino acids)
Biological process (GO): attachment of GPI anchor to protein
Cellular component (GO): GPI-anchor transamidase complex
Source: RefSeq, a predicted model, not a curated record